Fukomys damarensis (Damara mole-rat) is the source of this 2179-nucleotide messenger RNA. RefSeq names its product NOP2/Sun RNA methyltransferase 5 (gene Nsun5). The record is from RefSeq and is a predicted model, not a curated record. Gene Ontology annotation, cellular component: nucleolus. Gene Ontology annotation, biological process: rRNA base methylation. Gene Ontology annotation, molecular function: methyltransferase activity. Bases 21 to 1409 code for a protein of 462 amino acids. The transcript has 10 exons. NCBI's taxonomy places the organism in Eukaryota, Metazoa, Chordata, Mammalia, Rodentia, Bathyergidae.
GUGCGCGUGGGAGCGGGAGUAUGGCGCUGUACGCAGCGGCAGCGGCGGUACUGGAGGGCGUGGAAAAUCGCAAGGGCUCCCUCAAGGGGCUGGUGUACACCAGCAGCUUCCAGAACGUGAAGCCGCUGUACGCGCUGGUGUGCGAGACGCAGCGCUACUCCGCCGUGCUGGACGCGGUGAUUGCCAGCGCCGGCCUCCUCCGUGCCGAGAAGAAGUUGCGGCCGCACCUGGCCAAGGUGCUAGUGUAUGAGUUGUUGCUGGGAAAGGGCUUUCGAGGGGGCGGGGGCCGAUGGAAGCCUCUGCUGGGCCGGCACCAGGCGAGGCUCAAGGCUGAGUUGGCUCGGCUCAAGGUUCAUCGGGGUGUGAGCAGGAAUGAGGACCUGUUGGAAGCGGGGUCCAGGCCAGGCCCAGCCUCCCAGGUGCCUCGCUUUGUGCGAGUGAACACUCUCAAGACCUGCCCUGAUGAUGCAGUGGAUUAUUUCAAGAGGAAAGGUUUCUCCUACCAGGGCCGGGCUUCCAGCCUUGAAGACCUACGGGCCCUCAAAGGGAAGCACUUUUUUCUGGAUCCCUUGCUGCCUGAGCUGCUCGUGUUUCCUGCGCAAACAGAUCUGCACGAACACCCUCUGUACCAGGCGGGUCACCUCAUCCUGCAGGAUAAGGCCAGCUGCCUUCCAGCCAUGCUGCUGGCCCCGCCACCUGGCUCCCAUGUCAUUGACGCCUGUGCUGCCCCAGGCAACAAGACCAGUCACCUGGCAGCUCUUCUGAAGAACCAGGGGAAGAUCUUUGCCUUCGACCUGGAUGCCAAGCGGUUGGCGUCUAUGGCCACUCUGCUGGCCCGCGCUGGAGUGUCUUGCUGCGAGUUGGCCGAGGAGGACUUCCUGGCAGUGUCGCCCACAGACACACGUUACGCCAGGGUCCAGUACAUCCUGCUGGAUCCCUCCUGCAGCGGCUCUGGCAUGCUGAGCCGGCAGCUGGAGGAGCCUGGUGCAGAGCCGCCCAGCAAGGAGCGCCUGUGUGCCCUGGCGGCCUUCCAGCUUCGAGCUCUGCGCCAUGCCCUCACCUUCCCCACCGUGCAGCGCCUCGUCUAUUCCACCUGCUCCCUCAGCCAGGAGGAGAACGAGGACGUGGUCCGAGAGGCGCUGCAGCAGAGCUCUGGGGCCUUCCGGCUAGCGCCCAUCCUGCCCUCCUGGCCGCACCGAGGCCUCGGCACUUUCCCAGGGGCUGAACACUGCCUCCGGGCCUCCCCCACGACCACGCUCACUGGCGGCUUCUUCAUUGCUGUGAUUGAAAGGACAGACGUGCCCAGCUCACCCUCACUGGCUGAAGUGCCGGCACCGGAACCUGUGCCCAGCCCCACACUGAAGAGGAGGAAGAGGCGGCGGAAAACAGCAGCUCAUGAGAGCACGUAGCAGGUGCCAGCCGGCAGUGAGACCUGCAGGGAAGGCAGCUGCUAGACGACACACUGAGCCCCGGGCUGCAGCAGGGGUCUGGAAGUGGAGGGGAGUUGCCUGGCAGCCCAUUCCUCCCACCGGAAGGACAGGGAUGUCCUAGCCGUGUGGGCCCCUCCCCUGGACUGUGUUCUUGCUGGUGACAGAAGUGCUGCUGCCACACAAAUAAAAGACAAGACACUCUUAUGAUGGAUCACAGUUUGUUUAUUCUUAUGACAUAAGCAAGGAGAAAAAUGUCACAUUCAUACUAAAAAUGCCCACUAGCCCCAGCAGGAACCAAAUCUCACCAGUAAGUCCCAGCCUCCUGUUCCUGUCCUGUGCAUGUCCUUGCACACAUGCUCGGCGCCCACCCGGGAAGGGAGGUCAGCUGGCUCAGACCCCACAGCUGAGGGCCCUGAUGCAAGGCCAGGCUGAGGCUUCACUGCUGGACCCGCGCCCACCCUGUGGGGCCUAGGCCUUGCGCUCUUCCCACAUUCAAUCUCAGUCACUAAGGGGGAGGGGACUAGUCACACCUACAUCACAUUAUUUAUAAAAUAAGGAUUAAGUUUGUAUAAUCGGGAAGGAGCUCCAGUCCUGGUGAGCAGUGAGCCCCUCCACACAGGCAUAACUUAACUAUACUGCUAAUCUCUAGUCCAUAGCGUUUAGACAACCACCUCAAUGAACCAAGCUUGAAGGAAUUUAAAAGGCAAUUUAGCUUAAAUACAAAAAUAAAUUUUUAUUUUGUUAAAAAA